Schistosoma haematobium is the source of this 3821-nucleotide messenger RNA. It is a transcript of the gene DCAF8, whose product is annotated as DDB1- and CUL4-associated factor 8. Gene Ontology annotation, molecular function: protein binding. The transcript is spliced from 13 exons. Gene Ontology annotation, cellular component: cytoplasm; Cul4-RING E3 ubiquitin ligase complex. The record is from RefSeq and is a predicted model, not a curated record. Lineage: Eukaryota; Metazoa; Platyhelminthes; Trematoda; Strigeidida; Schistosomatidae. Bases 49 to 3240 code for a protein of 1063 amino acids.
AAGUCCAACUGGAUUCAAACCUUUGCGUUACUUCGGUUUGUAAGGACAAUGCAGGUUGUCGAUCCAGAAAUCAAUUCACAGGAAUCACUUGAUGAUAAUAUCGUCAUAAAUUCAACGUCUUCCAGCAGUGAUGAUGAUAUUUUCUCUCCUAUUGUUAAUUCUCUGAAUUCGUUCAACCUUCAACCAAAGGAUGGAGACUACAGCAAGUUCAAGAAGCAGCUUGAAUGUGACCUACGAAUUGGCAGUGCCUAUCAUAUUGGAACUUCAGUCAACCCAUUAUUCAAUCUUUCGAGUUCGUGUAUUCAAAAUAAUGAUGGUACGGGUACCAGAUCUCGAGCGUUUAUGAGGCAUCCAUUUAAUUUGUUAUUGGCUCGUGAGCAAGGAGAUAUUGGCCCAUCGUCAAAGUCACGAAGAUUACGUUAUAGGGCAUCUCGUUGGACAACUGAAGGCAGUCAAAGGUUUGAUGGUUUGCAAAUAUAUGGAUGCCGAAGUAAAGGAGCUCUUUAUCCUGAUGCUCAGACCUUUCAAGAAAGUGUUCAGGGUAGUCUUUGGGCUGUCACGCGGUUACAUUUGGAAAACAAGUUUGAGUGCCAUCGUGGCUGUGUUAAUGCUUUAAAUUUUAAUUCAAGAGGAAAUUUAAUUGCUUCCGGUUCUGAUGAUUUAAAAGUUGUUGUUACAAAUUGGAUUACUGGUGAACAAGCUUGGAGUUAUCGUACUGGACAUUGUAUGAACAUAUUUCAUGUGAAAUUUAUUCCAGAAUCAAAUGAUUUACAAAUUGUCUCAUGUGCAUGUGAUUCAGAAGUUAGACUAGCCCAGCUUUCACCUACCGGUGGUUUAGCAUGCCCAACUCGACUAUUAGUAAAGCAUAGUCGAGCAUGUCACAAAUUAUCUAUUCCUAAUGGUGAAUCAAAUAUUGUCCUGUCAGCCGGUGCCGAUGGACAAGUCUUUUCAACAGACUUAAGAAUUCCCAAGGCUCACAAAUUACUGUGGUUACCAUUCUCUGAAUUUUUCUCGAUUUCAUCUAAUCCGGUACGUCCACAUGAAUUCGCGUUAUGCGGCAGAUCUGAAUCCAUUGUGCGGAUUUACGAUCGUCGUAAAAUCGACAAACGAGAUCCAAAUAGUGGACUUCUACAUACUAUUGGUGCAGAUCACCUACGCGGAGAUAGACGUCCGUCAAAUGAGAAUGGAGUAGUUCAAGUAAAUCAUCGAUUAGUUAAUUCAUGUCGGAGCCGUUUCCAUUCGUCAAUUAGUUCAGAUUCAGACUCGGAUUCAGACUCGGAUUCCAAUCAUUUGUUAAAUUCUCUAUCUGUACAACUUGGUCGUCGAAUUCGCGCUGUACUAAAUGGUCUACGAGGUCGAGCUCGUGCAGCUUUAUUAAUGGGAAACAAUGACGACAGUCUUCGUACUGAUCCUCCUUAUAAUUUUGAAGUUACAAAGUAUAGUGUUACGGCUGCUGUAUACAGUGCUCAGGGUGAUGCUAUCCUCUUGUCAUAUAAUGAUGAAAACAUCUACUUGUUUGAUAUUAAUCAACCGACCAAACCAUAUUUACAUAAAUAUUCUGGACAUCGUAAUAUGCAAACAAUUGUUGGUGCUACAUUUUUUGGACCAAAUAGUGAAUAUGUUGUCAGUGGCAGCGAUGAUGGCUACUUUUAUUUAUGGGAUCGUGAAUCAGAAGGAAUUAUUCAAUGGCUUCAUGCAGAUAUUGAUGGGGCAGUGAAUGUAAUCGAAUCUCAUCCUACCUUACCGGUUCUAGCUUCAGCUGGUCUAGAUUAUGAUUUUAAGAUUUGGACACCAUUGUGUCCACUUUUUGCUGAACAAGAUGAAACAAUUAAUCAUUUAAAGUAUGCAUCAACAAAAGUUCAUUCAGACGUUCUUCGACUUAGACAUUCUCGUUUAGCGAAAGCAUUUUUCCCAGAUACUACUGCUAUCAAUGAUAAUAAUAAUAAUAAUAAUAAUAAUAAUAAUAAUAAUAAUAAUACUGAAAUGGAAUCUCAUCAAUCUUUACCAAAAAAAUCAGGUGUAGACUUAAUCUCUUUGGAUUCAUCAGAUUCCUCUUCGUCAUCAUCAUCAUCAUCAAUAUUAAAUGACAGCAUGUACAUUUCUUCUACUAAUAAUCAUAUCACAACAUCAGAUGAUAUUCAUCAGUCGUUAACAAUUGAAACAAAAGCUGACAAUUAUUCAAUAACUGAUGUAAAUUCAUCACUUGUAAUUGGCUUAUCAAGGAAAAGACGUCAUCCGAAUACCUUCAACGGAUCAUCAUCAAAUGAAGUUCAUGUGCAAAAAAACAAUGAAUAUUUACAUCAUAGUUUUAAUAACAUGAAUGAUAUAACUCAACAAGAAAAUAAUACAACCAGCAUCAUGAAUUCAUUUGAUUGUCAUCCAAGUAAACAACCAAAACGGUCAUCAUUUUGUUCAAAUUCAUUUACUAUUUCUUCUUCUUCUAAUACUACUACUACUGCUGCUAUAUCUGAAUGUGAUGUUAAAAUAAUUCCAAAUAAUGAACAACCUACACCAUCGUCAACUAUGAAACAAAAUUCCUCCGACAUUAUCGAAUGUUCUUCUAUAUCGAAUAAAAUUAUUAAAGAUUAUCAAAAUACCAAAAUAAAUUCUACAAUAUUAAAUAAUGAUAAAAUUCAACCACGUUUACCUCAACAAUUUUUACCAUUCAAUCAAAUUGAUUUACAAUUGCGAGUUGCUCAAAAUUGGGUGAAUCGAGCUUGUGAAAGUAGCCAGAUAGAUGGUUUGGAUGAAGCAAAUUUUCGAAUUCUAUCUGCUAUCGAAUCUGUCACUCAAAUACGUACUCGUAGAAGACGUGGAUCCAACAGUAAUAGUAAUGAUGAUGACGAUGAUCAUGAUGACAUAGUUGAUGAUAAUGACGAUUUGGAAUCAAAUAGCAGUAGUAGUAGUAGUAGUUCCAGUCAGUCAAAUCAUUCACGUGGUGGUAUUGAUAUUGUUCGAUCUGUUCUUGCGCUUGGACGAUGUGGAAGUGGUAGUGGUGCUAAACGAAGUGAAGAGACUUUAGCCUCAAGAGAUCGUGAAGAAGGUUCAAAUGAACAUAGUUCGGAUGAAUGUGGUAUUUCAUCAAGAAUAUCUAGUUUUUUAGCAAAAGAACUCCGUUAUCCUCAUGAUACCUCUUCAGACUCAGAAACUACUUCUUGCUCUUCUUCUUCAUCAUCGUCAUCCCCGUCUUCCUCAGAUUCUUCGUCAUCACCUUCGUCGUCGUCAUCCACUUCAUCAUAAAAGCAUCGAGUGCCUUCAUAUCCGUAUCUUCCCAUUCUACUAUUCCUUCAGUGCAAAAUUCUCUUGUUAUGUAAAUUAUGAUUUAUAGUAAUAAUUAUUAUUACGGUACCAUUUUUAUUGUAAAGCAUUUCAUGUGUUUAUUUCGCCUCUGUACCCCGCCUUUCAGAACUAGCUCACCCUCUCAUAAUGAUUAAUCACCUAAAUAAACACAUAUACACACACACUCUCAUUACAACAUUAGCAGAUGUUAUCGUCGGCAUCAACAUUACCAUUGGAAGCAGCGAACAAAAUACAUAAGAAAUCUAACCAGAAAAAGUAAAAAAUAAACUAAAGUAAACUCUCUUUCUGUGUGUGUAUGUGUGCCAUCUUGUAAAUUAUGAUUUAUUAUGGAUUAAAAACAGAACUAUACAACAAUAAUAAUUGAUUCAAUUAUGUGAGUUUUCUUGUUUCGUCUACAAUGUGUUUGAUUGGUUAAUUCAGUGUACAUUUCGUUGGUGACAGUAUCUUUCUUUGUUUUGAAUACACAUAUACCCAUGUAGGUAUAACAUCUAUUAAUUUCAAUAAUAAUUCUGUGAUUAAUA